Blepharisma stoltei is the source of this 1035-nucleotide messenger RNA. The record is from the annotation of a GenBank genome assembly. Lineage: Eukaryota; Ciliophora; Heterotrichea; Heterotrichida; Blepharismidae.
AUGAGCUCUGGCAACUACACAGAUCUGAGGGUGGCAGGGAAAUAUCGCCUUGGAGGUAAAAUUGGCAGUGGCUCAUUUGGGGAAAUUUAUCUCGGCUUAAAUGUCCAAACAAACGAAGAAGUCGCUAUAAAGCUUGAAAAAGCGAACACCCGUCAUCCUCAGCUACUAUAUGAAUCCAAGCUGUAUCGUUUACUGCAAGGUGGAGUAGGAGUUCCUAAUAUUCAUUGAUUUGGUGUCGAAGGUGAUUUUAACGUAAUGGUAUUAGACCUCUUAGGUCCUUCAUUAGAAGACUUAUUUACUUUUUGCAAUAGACGAUUUUCAUUGAAAACUGUCCUUAUGCUCGCAGAUCAGAUGAUAUCCAGAAUUGAAUUUUUUCACGCAAAAAACUUUUUGCAUAGAGAUAUUAAGCCGGAUAAUUUUUUGAUCGGGCUUGGAAAAAAAGCGAAUCAAAUCCAUAUCAUAGACUUUGGGCUGGCUAAGAAAUACAGAGACCCUAAAACUCAGCAGCAUAUACCUUAUAGAGAAGGAAAAAGCUUGACAGGAACUGCAAGAUAUGCAUCAGUUAGCACCCAUCUUGGAAUUGAGCAGUCUCGAAGGGACGAUCUUGAAGGCUUAGGCUUUGUUUUGAUGUAUUUUUUACGAGGAUCUUUGCCAUGAAUGGGUCUUCGGGCACAUACAAAGAAAGAGAAAUAUGAUUUAAUCAUGCAAAGCAAGCUCGAUACAAGAAAUGAGGUCCUUUGUCAAGGAUUCCCACAGGAAAUGAUGAUUUAUAUGAAUUAUUGUAGAGCGCUAAGGUUCGAGGAAAGGCCUGAUUAUGCUUAUCUAAAAAGGAUGCUCAAAGACCUAUUUUUCAGAGAAAAUUACCAAUAUGAUUUUAUAUAUGACUGAACGAUACUAAAUUUCGUAUUUUCUAUUUAGAAUAAAAAUAGCAGAAACGAAGAAAGGAAAAAAGAAAGAAGCUCAAAAAAUGAAGAAGAAAAAGUCAAUCAGCAAAAAACUAAUGAAGAAGUGAGACCGCGCCAGAGAAAUAUGUAA